AUGGGCCCGCCUAGAGUAUUCGUCAGGCCAGGCUUGCAGCCGCAACCAGUGAGUCCGUCAAGCCCAGGGAGCACCGCAGGGGCUCAGCUGCCGGGGGCCGUGCCAACCCCGGUUCUGCCAAUCCAGAAGAGCUUUCAAGGGGCUUUCAUGCAGCAGUGUGCACAAGCACAGCUGCAGCAUCAGCACUUCACCCCAUCGGUGUACAAGCGCCUGCCUAGUUCGCCACAAGAGUCCAGAUCGUUGGAAGCUUCCUCUUCUGGAGAAAGCAUGCCCGAGUCUCCCGCGGUGAGGCCUACUGGGACACAAGAGGCUAGGUCUACAAUUAUCGUUGAGUACCACCGCGUCUCCUAUGAGUCGCAGUACAUGUACCACAGGACCGUGAACUGCGGCGAGUUUUUCAAUGAGAAUCUUGACAGACACAAGGACAACUUCAAGCUCGGAGUGACCAGUGCCCAUUGCCAACGUUUUUGGAGUGACAUCCUAGCGCAUGUGGAGCAUGAGAUGAGUCGCAGAGAGCAAGUCGAAGCUUCGCAGAAGAAGUAUCAAACCGGUGCUCUCCAGAUUUGGCGCAAGGUGGAGAGAAAAGGAGAGCUAGGUGGACAUACGAUCACAUCUACGGAGUGGGAGUUUGUGGACGUUGAGCCCAUCGAAGUACCGCAUCAGUGGCGGCAGAACCUGGGAGAGCGGGCACGCCGGCACAUGGUGGGCGCUUUGGGACUGCCGGCGAAUGAGAUUACAACCUCUACUGAGUCGUGUGUCUGGAGGGCAGUCACACACGUACCACGUCUUAGUGAUCCUGUUGCAAAUGUUUCGAUAGAAGAGCUGCGUGCUCGCUUGACUGGGCUAGAAACGGAUCUGCAAGCGUUGAUUGCUGCGCUGCGCCCUGUUUUGUCUAACAUGCCUGCCACGCAGCCCUGCCCUGUACAGCUGUGGUGA
Molecule: messenger RNA, 936 nt
Organism: Symbiodinium natans
Lineage: Eukaryota; Dinophyceae; Suessiales; Symbiodiniaceae
Source: the annotation of a GenBank genome assembly